UGGGCACACAUCCUCCCCCUCCUCCCACAGCAAGAGGUACAGAAGUGCAUCACUUGGCACAGGAGUGGAGGUCAGCAGUGCCACUUGCCAACUGCCUUAAAAAGGAAGACCAGGGAUGCCAGGACGAAGGAGUGGGAUCCAAAGGGAGAUGCCAUCAUGAGGAAUCAAUGAGGAAUCUGUAACAAAGGAGGCCUGGGGGGCGGAGGGGCCAGAAGGAUGAAACCUGGGAAAUCAACAUCUCCCGAGAGGGAAAUAACAACAGUAAAGCCAGGUUCUAAGUCAGUAUCUAGUCCUGACUGGGAGCCUAAGCCACCCCAGACACCUAUCACCCAGACAGAGCCUGGGCCAAAAGCGACAGCCACAGCCCAGCCAGAAUCUAAGACUCAUCAGGAACCCAAUACUCAACAGGACCCUGCUCCACAGCAAAGACCCCUCACUCAGCAAGGGCCCCUUGCCCAACGUGAAGCUGAAGAGCAGCACAGACCUAGCAUCCAACAAAAUUCCUCUUUGUGGCAGGAACUGCUUGCCCCACAGGAACCUGCACCACAGCAGUCACCUUGCAUUCACAGGGUGCCCUUCACUCAACAGCAAGCUGCCUCACAACAAGGACCUGGGCCACAAAAAGAAUCUGAAACUCAACAGGAGGCACAAUUGAGAGGGGCACAUGUAGCCGAGCCAGUACCUGGUCCAGUGGAGCAACCUCCAGAGCAACAAGAAGCUGGAUCAACACCUCCAGCCCAGCCUACACCUGGACCCAAAAAUGAAUCACCUGCCCAGACUGAAUCUAUACCCCAAGAGAGACCAGAACAGUCAGACCCUACAGCCCAGCAAACAGAUCCAGCCCAAGGGGCCAGAUCCCAAGAGAGAUCUUCAACCGACUGGAGAUUUCUAUCAAAACUGCACCAACUACCCACACAGCAACCAGCCUCAGCAUGGAGGACAUCUUUUGACUGCGUCACUGAUUCUGACUUAGAAUCAGAUUUGGGGUCUCCAGUACAGAGCAAUCUACCAGCCAAAAGGCGUAGAACAGUGGCCCUGGGAACGAAGCUGACCUUCAAGGGGAAGCAUGAAGUAGCAUCAGGCUAUGGUGGGAAAGCAGCACACGGGAAGAAAACCACCAGCCAGAAUCCCAGGGACACAGCCUCACGGCUCACGCACAGCAUGGACCUGCACACGAUGACACAGUCGCUGGUGACUCUGGCGGAAGACAACAUGGCCUUCUUCUCGAGCCAGGGCCCUGGGGAAACAGCAAGACGGCUGUCGGGAGUCUUUGCGGGCAUCCGGGAGCAGGCGCUGGGGCUGGAGCCAGCCCUGGGCCGCCUGCUGAGCGUGGCGCACCUCUUUGACCUGGACGCAGAGACGCCAGCCAAUGGGUACCGGAGCCUGGUGCACACAGCCCGCUGCUGCCUGGCGCACCUGCUACACAAAUCGCGCUACGUGGCCUCCAACCGCCGCAGCAUCUUCUUCCGCACCAGCCACAACCUAGCAGAACUCGAGGCCUACCUGGCUGCCCUCACCCAGCUCCGGGCCCUAGCCUACUAUGCCCAGCACCUGCUGGCCACCAACCAGCCCGGGGGACUCUUCUUUGAGGGCGACGAGGGGCUCACUGCUGACUUCCUGCGCGAGUACGUCACUCUGCAUAAGGGCUGCUUCUAUGGCCGCUGCCUGGGCUUCCAGUUCACGCCCGCCAUCCGGCCAUUCCUGCAGACCAUCUCCAUCGGGCUGGUGUCCUUCGGGGAGCACUAUAAGCGCAAGGAAACAGGCCUUGGUGUGACAGCCAGCUCCCUCUUCACCAGCGGCCGCUUCGCCAUCGACCCAGAGCUACGCGGGGCUGAGUUUGAGCGGAUCAUACAGAACCUAGAUGUGCACUUCUGGAAAGCCUUCUGGAACAUCACUGAAAUAGAGGUGCUCUCGUCUCUAGCGAACAUGACAUCCACCACCGUGAGAGUAAGCCGCCUGCUCAGUCUGCCACCAGAGGCCUUUGAAAUGCCGCUGACUGCUGACCCCAAGCUCACGGUCACCAUCUCACCCCCGCUGGCGCACACGGGCCCAGGGCCGGUCCUUGUCAGGCUCAUCUCCUAUGACCUACGUGAAGGACAGGACAGCAAGGAGCUCAACAGCCUGGUGAAGUCCGAGGGUCCCCGGAGCCUGGAGCUGCGGCCACGCCCCCAGCAGGCUCCCCGUUCACAGUCCCUGGUGGUGCACAUCCAUGGCGGCGGCUUCGUGGCCCAGACUUCCAAAUCCCACGAGCCCUACCUCAAGAGUUGGGCCCAGGAGCUGGGCACCCCCAUCCUCUCCAUCGACUACUCCCUGGCCCCCGAGGCCCCCUUCCCCCGGGCACUGGAGGAGUGCUUCUAUGCUUACUGCUGGGCUGUCAAGCACUGCGCCCUCCUCGGCUCAACAGGGGAGCGGAUAUGCCUCGCAGGGGACAGCGCAGGUGGGAACCUCUGCUUUACCAUGUCCCUGAGGGCAGCAGCCUUCGGGGUGCGGGUGCCAGAUGGCAUCAUGGCAGCUUACCCGGCCACAAUGCUACAAUCUACCGCCUCUCCCUCCCGCCUUCUGAGCCUCAUGGACCCCCUGCUGCCCCUCAGUGUGCUCACCAAGUGUGUCAGCGCCUAUGCUGGUGGAGAGAUAGAGGACCACUCCGACCCGAACCAGAAAGCGCUGGGCAUGAUGGGGCUGGUGCAGCGGGACACAGCCCUGCUCUUCCGAGACCUCCGCCUGGGUGCCUCCUCAUGGCUCCACUCCUUCCUGGACCUGAGUGGGCACAAGUCCCACACGAACUCAGUGCCCAUGGCAGAACCAAUGCGGCGCAGUGUGUCUGAGGCAGCACUGGCCCAGCCCGAGGGCCCGCUGGGCACGGACUCCUUCAAGAGCCUGACACUGCAUGACCUGAGCCUAAAGGGCAACUCUGACACAUCGGGCAGCCCUGAGCUGUCACUGUCUGCAGAGACACUGGGCCCCUCCAUGCCCUCCAAUGUCAACUUCUUACCUGGCCCUGAUGUACGCAAAGACGCUAAAGCACCAGGUGAGCUGAGGGCCAAGGACAGAGGCCAGGGCGUGCUUGCCAACUUCCCUGAGGGUUUCCACCCCAGGCGCGCCAGCCAGGGCCCCACUCGGAUGCCCAUCUACUCCUCACCCAUCGUCAAGAACCCCUUCAUGUCGCCGCUGCUGGCACCUGACAGCAUGCUACAGAGCCUGCCGCCCGUGCACAUUGUGGCGUGCGCGCUGGACCCCAUGCUGGACGACUCGGUCAUGUUCGCGCGGCGGCUGCGCGGCCUGGGCAAGCCCGUGACCCUGUGCGUGGUGGAGGACCUGCCGCACGGCUUCCUGAGCCUGGCGGCGCUGUGCCGGGAAACGCGGCAGGCCGCGGCGCUGUGCGUGGAACGCAUCCGUCUCAUCCUCACUCAGCCCGCCGCGCCCGCCGCACCCACCGCGCCCGCCGCACCCACCGAGCCGCGGGUCUGAGCCAGAGCCGGCCGCGCGGGAAGAUAGGGUUGCGGGGGGCGACACUAAAGGCCUCUUGUUUCCAUCUAAGUCGGCCUCCGUGGUGAAUACCCCCUUCCACCCCCCCCCCCCGUUAGGCGGCGGGGACCCCCGCGAGGGGCUUCUGGCCCAUUCGGCCCUCCCUCCGGGUGGGGGUGGGCGGGAGGGGCAGGCUGUGCCUUAAGGUGGGGGGACGGCUGGGGGGGGGGGGGAGAGGGGAGGCGGGGCCGCAAGCUGAGACCCUGGCCAGGGGGGCGGGGGAGGGGGCACACAAACCAGUCUCCGUAGACAGCCAGAGCUGCACUCCAUCAUUGCCUUCUACUGCUGCUGUGACCGACGCAGGGCGGGGGACUGGCCCUACCUCGCCUGUCGGUUUGGUUUUGUUCCUUUGUAAAUAAAAAUGUAUUUAAUUA
This is a messenger RNA of Felis catus (domestic cat), 3899 nucleotides long. RefSeq names its product lipase E, hormone sensitive type (gene LIPE). The transcript has 10 exons. Gene Ontology annotation, biological process: cholesterol metabolic process; triglyceride catabolic process. Gene Ontology annotation, molecular function: triacylglycerol lipase activity; sterol ester esterase activity. The coding region runs from base 217 to 3468 and encodes 1083 amino acids. Gene Ontology annotation, cellular component: cytosol. Lineage: Eukaryota; Metazoa; Chordata; Mammalia; Carnivora; Felidae. The record is from RefSeq and is a predicted model, not a curated record.